Phanerochaete carnosa HHB-10118-sp is the source of this 1778-nucleotide messenger RNA. RefSeq lists its product as uncharacterized. The transcript has 2 exons. Gene Ontology annotation, biological process: carbohydrate metabolic process. The record is from RefSeq and is a predicted model, not a curated record. NCBI's taxonomy places the organism in Eukaryota, Fungi, Basidiomycota, Agaricomycetes, Polyporales, Phanerochaetaceae. The coding region runs from base 58 to 1494 and encodes 478 amino acids.
UGCAGUUCCGGUCAUUCAGUCGCGUACGCAUUAUCCUCUGGAUUGCCAACCGCAAAGAUGCACGCUCUUUUCUUCUCGACAACGCUCGCGUCGCUCCUUAUCGCCUCUCCCCUCGUUCAGGCAUCCCAGUCCUCAAACCUGACCUCGUCGCAGACGGACGCCAUCAAAGCCGCACUUUCAGCCAGCGACCUGCAGUCCUGGGAAAUUGGCACAUAUGCCGAAGCGCUGUUGGAGCUCGACACGCCCUCCUGGUCGCCCCAAUCCCCCGGCGUCCAGUUCUCGUCGUUCUUCACGUCCUCGCCACCCCAGACCCUAGACGAGGUACUCAGCUACGCGAAAUCCGUCACUCAAAACUGGACCACCCAGAAUAAUGUCACAGGCAAUACUACUGGCCUUGCCGCGCCACUCUUACCGAAUAGCGCCGCCGGCGACCCGCCCAGCACGGGCUUUGCGGUCAUCCUCGCGAAUCUUACUGGGCGGUCCCAGCAGGACAACCUAGAAUACGCCGGAGCAGCGACAUCCCAGCUCGAGUACCUGCUCACAGGCGUGCCGAAGACAACAGAUGGCGCGAUCAGCCAUCGCCCGGAGCAGCUGCAGCUCUGGUCGGACUUUGUGUACAUGGUUCCGCCGUUCCUGGCGUACUACGGCGUGGCAACCGGGAACAAUAGUGUCACACGCAUGGCGCAUGACCAGAUCCGGCUGUACCGGCAAUACCUACAAAACAAUGGAAGCGCGAGCGGAAAGGGUCCGAGCACGAGUGGGCUCUGGAGACACAUGGCGCUCGGGAGUGGCGCCGACAAUGGCUUCUGGAGCACCGGUAACGCGUGGGCCGCUGCUGGGAUCGUCCGCGUCCUCGGUAUAUACGCGUCCUCGCCACAAAACGCGUCUCUGCAGACCGAGCAGGCGGACCUCGUGCAAUGGGCGCACGAGAUCCAGGGUGCGCUUGGCCCGUGGCUGGACUCCCAAACGGCUCUGCUGCACAACUACGUGGACGACUCGUCCACGUUCCUCGACGCCGCGUCGAGCACCCUGUAUGCCGCGUCCGUGUACCGCCUGGCGACGCUCGUCUCGGCAGGCAUCCCCCCGUCCUCGGCGACGUCUUCGUCCGGGACGUCCGUCGGAGACAUGGCAGCCGGCGUCGAGGACGCCGUGCCCACGGCGGAGCGCGUGCGCGCCGCGGUCUUCACGACGCAGAGCUCGAGCACGGGCUCGGGGCUCGCGCACUUCACGAGCGGCAUGACGCUCAUGCCCGUCGUGAACGGCCACGACUUUGGGCAGCAGCUCGUGCUGCCCGUCGACGCCUCCAACGCGAGCGUCAACGGCGGCCUCCUGUUCAGCCCCGAGGCGCAGGCGUUCGUGCUCGAGAUGCAGGCGGCCUACCGCGACUGGGCCUCCGCGGGCAGUCCGGAGAAGAGCGCCGCGCUCGGUAGGGGUGUCCAGCACGGCGUGCUCGCUGCUGCAUUCGCUGUUGCAGCCGGUGUGGUUCUGCUCUAGGAAGCUGGCUCGAUGCAUUCUUAUCUUUCUAUUAUCCUUCUAUUAUCUUUAUUGACUAUUUCUCCUCGCUCAGCGCUGUAUUUCGGGAAGUCCACACUAUCUGUUUUCGUGCACAUCUCUAUUUCUUAUUACGUGACUCUUUCUCCAUUCUUCUGUCACACCGUAUACCUUCUUCGAACGCUUCGCUUUAUUCUUCCUUUCGGGCUCAAGUUUGUCUGUGUGUACAUCAUGUUGUACGUCACGAUUGUUUCGCUCUGGUUGUCUGUACUCUACUAUAGGGAUCG